Molecule: messenger RNA, 3188 nt
Organism: Chara braunii
Lineage: Eukaryota; Viridiplantae; Streptophyta; Charophyceae; Charales; Characeae
Source: the annotation of a GenBank genome assembly
UUCCGCCUAGAGAAACAUGGGAAGGUGGAGAGAGUUCUCCAUUCCCCGACUCUCCUCGUAUAGGAUGACCUUCCGUUUGACAUAGUCCUAGGCAUGGACUGGGGCCACACGCCAUUUGAGAGAGCAUGAGUGUAGGCUCCUUAGCCCGUCAGGCGAGGUUAAGACGGGCCCGUCUGUUCCAUGUGUCAGGAGUGGAUAACUCGCUGGCACAUUGUUGUCUCAGUGCUCCAGCGUUCGUGCGAUUGGUGAGAAAGGAGCAGUUAGAAGACCAGGUUUUAGUGGUGUAUGUUAGACCUGUCACGGAGGCUAAGGAAAAGAUUAGUUCCACAGAUCCAUUCAUUGUGAAGUUGCUGGAAGAGUUCAAGGACUUAACUAAGCCGCCAACAGGAGUAGUGUCGUGGCGGAUCCAGCACAGGAUAGAAAUAGAGCAUGGCAGUAAAACUCCUAAGGGUGCGGUCUACAUGAUGUCCCCUAGAGAGUUAGAGGAGUUGCGCAAGCAACUAGAUGAGCUCCUUGAGAAGGGUUGGAUUAGGCCCAGUUCAUCUCCUUUUGGAGCACCAGUUUUAUUUGUCCCCAAUAAGGAAGGAGAGUUGCGCAGGUGUAACUAUAGGGGUCUGAAUGCUAUCACAAUCAAGAAUGCUGAACCAUUGCCCAGGAUAGACGAUCUCUUAGAUCGGGUGCAGGGUUGCAAGUAUUUCUCCAAGAUAGGUUUGAAGUCCGGAUACCAUCAGAUAGAAGUCCAUACUGAUGACCAGUACAAGACUGCGUUCCGGACUCGUUAUGGGCAUUAUGAGUUCAUAGUGAUGCCCUUUGGACUGACCAAUGCGCCAGGCCUAGCUAAUUAUUACAAGAAGUUCGUGAGGAACUUCUCGACUAUCGCCGCUCCCCUUCGCAGGUUGCUUAAGAAAGAGGCAAUCUGGCAAUGGGACAAAGAUUGUACGUCAGCGCUGAAGAAGUUAAAGCGCAUAUUGAUAGAGUACCCUGCCCUCAAGGUGGCCGAUCCAUCCUUGCCAUUUGUCGUCACCACGGACGCGAGUCGGUAUGGUAUAGGCGCCGUGUUACAGCAAGAUGACGACAAUGGCUAUAGACCCGUAGAGUUCAUGUCAGCGAGGAUGCCCUUAGAGAAGGUUGCUACCUCGACGUACGAGAGAGAACUCUACGCUCUCAGGCAGGCUUUAGAGCACAGGACGUAUUACCUGCUUGGGAGGCACUUCAAAGUGUACUCCAACCACGCGACUCUUAGAUGGUUGAAGACACAGGCCAUGAUGACACCUAAGUUGACUAGGUGGGCCGCUGAGAUAGACCAAUAUGACUUCGAGCUCAAGCCAGUUAAGGGCAAGUACAAUGUAGUUGCGGAUGCUCUGAGUAGAAGAGUCUUGUAUGAGUUCUGCCGAGACGAGAAGCAAAUGCGCCGGUAUUUUAAAUUGCAGUUGGACAGUUUCAGCUGAUGGCGGCUUCUGAUCCCGCUCUUACUGUUUUGCGAAGAUGUUUUCUUGUGUCGUCACUUCCUAGGGGUGUUGCAGUGGCUUUUUGAGUUACUUUUGAACUGGGUUUGACUUCAACUGGAUGGUUGAGUUAAUGCCUUUCCAAUAGCAGGGGGAGGGUGAGGACGGGGAAACUCCGCAAAAAAUAUUUCAGGUGGUGCGUGGACUGGGGCUGGGCCCAAAGCCUCGUCCGAUGUCCUGCCAAUAGUCUGCAGCAUGUGGGCCUAUAGCUACUAUGCCGCUAUUGAAAAAAGUGUGCGGCCGAACUUCACACAAGCCCCAUCCCACAUCCUGCCAAUAGCCUGCAGCAUGUGGGCCUGUAGCUACAUCCCUAUUGGCGAAGUGUGCGGCUGAACUUCACACUAGAGGCAUACGUACGGCUUACCUUCAACUAGCAACAGUAGAGGAACCAAGCAUGCCAUAAAAGCACAUUCAUAGAGGAUGUGGGAUGUGGAUGUUAUUGAAGAAGGGAGGAGUGUCGGAGGUGGGGGAGAGGGACAACACUUGCUGUGGUCUGAAACAAGGACAGUGCUGUUGGUGUUCCGUCGUUCCCGUUGCUCGGUGCUGAGGCAGGAAGUAGCUUGGUCCCUCCUUCUGUCCCUCCUUUCCAGCAUGCUGUCUUGGCAGAAUAGAGGUGUAAACGUUUCUUAUUCAGGAAGAAAGGGUGUUGGAGAUGCUGGGAUCAGUGUCGGUGCCGCUGCUUCUCAAACCACGACGCAAGAAGUUCCUUGCUGCAUGUAGCGGUUCACCAUCGUGGAAAGGUAGCUAUGAGCGCGCAUCAGUUUUUGCAGUGUUAAGUGCUUAUGCGCAGGCAGCCCUUUGUGAGCUCAGUGGUUAGAAGACAGAGAACCCCAUCAAGUUGAAGCCCGUUGUGUUUCCUUUCUCCACUGGCCAGUCUUCUUUUGUGCAUAUGUCCAUUCCAAAUCUGCUCAAUGAGCCUUGCUCCACUACACAACGUUCUAAAUGACUAUAGGCAGGAAAGCGGUCCUGAUGCAUUCGGAAUUUUUGGUGAGUCAGAAUGUAUCUGGUCAAAAUGCAGCCCAGAUGCGUUUUGAAUGGUGCGUAGUGGAGCGAGGCCUGAUGUAUUCAGCAAUUCUAUGCACUCUGGCGUCAGGUCUGCGCUGAUGUAUUAUGCCAAUCGACGUGCAGCCUGCAUGCAAUUGUGACUUCUGGAUUAACCAGGCUAAACACUAAGAAGACCUUCUCUUCCACUUCCUGUGUGUUAGCUCUUUGCACCAUGCGGCAGUGACCGUCUUGUGGAAACUUUGCAUAAUGCAGACUUGUUCCUUUUUUUCCCUUCCACUGUCCUCUGUGACGUUAGGUACCUGUGCACCACUUUGUGUACAGAAUUACUCUUUUGAGUUUAGUUGAGAAUCUGGAGGUAAUCCAGAGUUGAUUUUUGCAGCUGCUUUUGCUUAUGGCAUCUUGGGUGCCUUCCUUGAAUAUACGACUGGCUGUGGUGAAGGCUGUAUGCAAUCAGAGUGACUGUAGAUGCGACACUACCAAAGGGGGUGGCUGCCCACUCCAUCCAAUCCUGAUUUCGUCGUGAAGAUCCAAUGUGAUAUUCUGUCGGGUCAUUCCUUCCUUCGCUAGAGCGGGAUCAUUGGUGAAAUUGGUGUGGAAGCUCUCCUCGUUUCUAUUCCACUAGUCUCAGGAGAGAGAAAUUUACAGACGCACUAUGUACAGAGGGAUGUGCUGACAUGC